CAUAUGCGAGAGGCUGCUGAACGGCGGCAACAGCUGGAGUUGGAGCAUGAGCAAGCCUUGGCUGUUCUCAACGCCAAACAGCAGGAAAUUGAACUCCUGCAGAAGGCUCAGGUUGAAGCUAAGAAGGAACAUGAAGGAGCAGUUCAAUUGCUAGAGGCCAAGGUCCGAGAGCUAGAGGAGAAAUGUCGGACACAGAGCGAACAAUUUAACCUCUUGUCCAGAGAACUGGAGAAGUUUCGGCAGCAAGCAGGGAAGAUUGAUCUCCUGAGCAGUAACUCGGUGGCAUCCUCAGAUAUCCCUGGUUCUCCCAGUAAAUCUCUAUCCCAGUUAAUGAAUGGAAUAGCCACUUCUAUAGGCAAAGGUCAUGAAAGUCCUUCUGGAAGUCGCUGUGUGAUUUCAGAGUUUAUACGACCCCUUCAAAUAUCUGGAGACAAACCAGAACAAUUGUCUGUCAAGCCUACAUUCCUGUCCAAGUCAAGAUCUGGUACCCCAAGAUGCAGAUUUGAUUCAGACAUGGAUAAUGAUCAGAAUUCCAAUACCUCAAAGCAGAGAUAUUCUGGGAAAGUCCAUCUUUGCAUUGCCCGUUAUAGCUACAACCCUUUUGAUGGACCAAAUGAAAAUCCAGAGGCAGAGCUCCCCCUUACGGCAGGAAAGUACCUUUAUGUGUAUGGAGAUAUGGAUGAAGAUGGCUUUUAUGAAGGGGAACUUCUAGAUGGACAAAGAGGACUAGUCCCUUCAAAUUUUGUGGAUUUUGUUCAAGACAAUGAGACCCGGUUAUCAAGCACAUUAAGCAGUGAACAAGAUCAGAAUUUUAUCAACCAUUUGGGUCCUACUUUGGAAGGAGAUCUCUUGGAGAUAAGUCCACCAAGUCACAUAGACUCUAGUGUAAUCAGCAAUGGCGCAGGGACUCUGGAUGUGAACAUUGAUGAAAUUGGAGAAGACAUUGUGCCUUAUCCUAGAAAAAUCACCCUUAUUAAACAACUAGCCAAAAGUGUCAUUGUGGGCUGGGAGCCACCGGUAGUGCCACCCGGUUGGGGAACCAUUAGCAGCUACAAUGUUCUCGUUGACAAAGAAGUACGGAUGAACAUAGCCUUGGGAAGCAGAACAACUCUUAUAGAAAAGCUUAACAUUUCUGCUUGUACAUACCGAAUAUCAAUUCAGAGCAUUACAAACAAGGGUAACUCAGAUGAACUGCAGUGCACUUUGUUAGUUGGGAGGGAUGUCAUAGUAGCCCCCUCUAAUCUUAAAGUGGACAAUAUAACCCAGAUUUCUGCUGAGCUGUCCUGGCUCCCUACAAAUAGUAAUUACAGUCAUGUGAUCUUUCUCAAUGAAGAAGAAUUUGACAUUGUCAAGGCUGCUAGCUACAAGUACCAUUUUUUUAAUUUGAAGCCCAAUAUGGCCUACAAGGUGAAGGUCAUGGCAAAGCCGCAUCAGAUGCCCUGGCAGCUUCCCCUGGAACAACGGGAAAAAAAGGAAGCCUUUGUGGAAUUUUCUACGUUGCCAGCAGGUCCUCCAGCUCCACCUCAAGAUGUUACUGUACGGGCUGGGUCCACCCCAGCAACCAUACAGGUGUCCUGGAAACCACCAACUCUGACAGCAACAGGGACCUCCCAUGGCGCCAAUGUCACAGGCUAUGGUGUUUAUGCGAAAGGUCAACGGGUGGCGGAGGUGAUCUUUCCAACAGCAGAGAGCACAUUGGUGGAGCUCAUGAGACUAAGGAGUUUGGAAGCAAAGGAAGUUACUGUUCGAACACUCUCUGCACAAGGGGAAUCAGUGGACUCUUCUGUUGCUGCCAUUCCAUCUGACCUACUGGUGCCUCCAACCCCUCACCCCAGAACUGCUCCCAAAUCUAAGCCAUUAGCAAGUGCCGGAGCCCCAGAAACCAAAGAAGAACAUUUAGGUCCACAUUUAAAAAUGGAUGAGUCAUGGGAGCAGACUCGUUCGGCAUCCCCUGUUCAUGGACACAUGCUUGAGCCACCUGCUCCUAACUUUCACAGCCCGCUUCAGGGGAGGAGGUCUCCUUCACCUAACCGAAUACUCCCUCAACCUCAAGGCACACCUGUCCCAAAUACUGUCGCAAAAGCCAUGGCAAGAGAAGCUGCACAAAGAGUUGCAGAGAGCAAUAGGAUGGAGAGGAGGAGUGUUUUUAGCGAAAGGAGUAAUGCAGCCCAAUACACUAACUCGGAUGAUGAGGAAGACGGCUAUGAUUCUCCUAAUGUCAAAAGAAGAGGGGCUUCAGUUGAUGAUUUCCUGAAAGGGUCAGAACUUGGAAAGCAACCUCACUAUUGCCAUGGUGAAGAGUACCAUACAGAGAGCAGCAGAGGUUCUGACUUGUCUGAUAUUAUGGAAGAAGAUGAGGAAGACCUGUACUCCGAAAUGCAGCUGGAGGAUGGAGGAAGGCGACGAGUCAGUGUGACUUCACACAAUGCACUUAAGGAGUGCGAUAAGAAUAAGACCACUGAAGCCACUUUUUUGGAACAGCCUGACUUUUCACAGCAGAUACAUCACAGUAAAAAGCUUUUCAGUAUUCCAGAAGUAGCUGAAGAGGAUGGUGAAUACUCUGAACUGCUGUACAAGCAGGGUUUAGGUAUGCCCUAUAAAAAGAAUCCCACAAUAGCUAGAGACUCUAGACCACCUAGGCCCUACAAUCAAGACCAGCAGCACAACUUCUGGUACCCAGCCAAGCACAGAAUUUCAGGCAUGGAGGAUUUUGCUGCAGACGACAAAGGAUGUAAAUAUAGCCGAUCCUUAUCGAGAAGCCCAGACAGUGGACUAGACUGUGGAAGUGAAGAAGAAGAAUCUCGUUUUAAUUUUAAAUAUACUUGCGAUUCAGUUUCUGCCAACGUUGCAUCUAGCUGUUGUGCAGAGACUGCUCACUGUUCCUGCAGGAAAAGCAUGAGGCCAUUGCUUGCUCGCAGGAAAACUUUAACCAGACAAACCAGCAUCGAAGAAGAUUUUGGUGACCUGGGUCCUUCCUUUGUAGAGCCCAGGAGUGAACAGGUCAAGCCCAGUUACGAGAAAAAGUAUGAGACUCAGAAAUGUAAUAGAACAGAUAAUUUGUCUAAUGAAGAUGUUCAGGGAGGCUGGAAGACCGACUUAAAAAUGGCUGACUCUAGGGCAGCUGGCCUACUUGCAAAGCCAUCCCACAGAGAUGCAGAAGACUCUCUGCUUUUAGGUAAUCCAUCAUCUGCAGGACGGCCUGAAAGGGCGGAGCAUGCAGGGCGAAGGUCCUCUCAUGGCAGUGCAGUGCCACAAAGGUCUCGACCAAUGUUGGUCCCUUCCAUUGAAAUUACAAUGGACAGUAACAGUGAAGGCGGUCGGUCUCGGUCAGGUAGUGAGGGAAAUAUUUCACCUGUAAAAGAAGAAGCUUAUUAUCGCAGCAUUGGUGGACACAAGAAAUGGCCUCAGCAGCGUACCAUGGCCUCUGAAUAUAGAUACGAUGGCUAUGGUGGUCAUGACCAUCUUUCUCCAGAUAUUUAUGAAGAAUCAGAAACAGAUCCUGGCACAGAAGAUAUUUCUACUCGAAUAUUUGUUGCGCUCUUUGACUACGAUCCGCUGACAAUGUCCCCAAAUCCUGAUGCUGCAGAAGAAGAGCUGCCAUUUAAAGAAGGACAGAUCAUUAAGGUUUAUGGGGACAAAGAUGCUGAUGGAUUCUAUCGUGGAGAAACCUGUACAAGAAUUGGCCUUAUCCCAUGUAAUAUGGUCUCUGAGAUCCAAGCAGACGAUGAAGAGAUGAUGGAUCAGCUUCUAAAACAAGGCUUUCUUCCUUUGAACACACCAGUUGAGAAAAUUGAAAGAAACAGACGGAGUGGCAGACAACAUUCAGUGUCUACAAGAAGGAUGGUGGCGCUGUACGAUUAUGAUCCAAGAGAAAGCUCUCCUAACGUUGAUGUAGAGGCUGAGCUGACAUUCUGCACUGGGGACAUUAUUACUGUCUUUGGUGAAAUUGAUGAAGAUGGAUUUUACUAUGGUGAACUGAACGGACAAAAGGGGCUGGUUCCUUCCAACUUUCUUGAAGAAGUGCCUGAUGAUGUUGAAGUCUAUCUAUCUGAUGCACCCUCGCGAUAUGUUCACGAUACACCGAUGCGUACAAAAGCAAAAAGGGUUCCUCCUGAGAAUACAGGUACAUCACGGAGAGCACCAUCCCCCACAGUCCAUCUCCAUUCUGGGUCACCUACGUCACCUAUGGGUUCUGGUAGUCCCGGGAGAGGCAGGGAUAUGUCCUCGAAAAAGAAAAAGGGGCUGCUUUCCAAAGGCAAGAAACUGCUGAAAAAGCUUGGUGCAGUGAAAUGA
This is a messenger RNA of Gymnogyps californianus (California condor), 4293 nucleotides long. It is a transcript of the gene RIMBP2, whose product is annotated as RIMS binding protein 2. Gene Ontology annotation, molecular function: protein binding. The record is from RefSeq and is a predicted model, not a curated record. Gene Ontology annotation, biological process: neuromuscular synaptic transmission. Lineage: Eukaryota; Metazoa; Chordata; Aves; Accipitriformes; Cathartidae.